GGAAGAGAUUGAGCACCUGGUUGCCACUGGACAGCCAUAUUAAAAACGAUGGAUAGAGCAUCGCGCACUCGCGUGCUCGUAGAUAAUAGAGGAACUUGAUGGCCAGGUUCGCCGAUCGGUCAAGGCCCUGUCAUUCUGUUCACAACUGCAAAAACCCAUCUAGGAUGAGGCGGAAAGACCUGCGGAGUGCGUCCCAGACCAGAUGAGCCUCGUGUUCCGGCUGCUGCCCAAGAAGGAGCAGAAGAUCCUGAGGGUCUGCAUCGUGAUAGCAAAUGUGAUUUUCAUGCUGGGGAGUCGAAAAGGAGGGGCUCGAGGCGGUGGUGAGUGAGGCUGGCAACGGUUGCUGGUCGCUGGUUGCUGGGAGACGGGGGCGUUGGAGUGGGUUUCUGGUCGAGGGCCACGCAGGAACUAGUGUCAACAGAAAGGGAGUGCGCACGCGCCAUCUGGCUUCAGGAGAGACCGGUUGUUUGUCUUCCACCUCUUCAACACCGACCUUGGAACUGUUUCUCGACUCGAACACCAAACACAAGAUCGUUGCAGCAACCCGCAGUCGAGGCAUUUACAAAGGGAACACCGCUUUGGGAGAACUCUGAUUUGGAAGAUGACUUCUACCAACUACAAAGAGGCCUUCUCGCUGUACGACAAGCGUGGCAAUGGCCGUGUUGCCCUGGAAUCCCUUGGCGACCUCCUGCGCGCCUGCGGCCAGAAUCCCACCCUCGCUGAGAUCAGAGAUUUGGAGAAACAAGUUGGUGGUGACUUCGACUUCGACUCCUUCAGCAAAGUGCUCAACCGACCUGGCGGUUUCCGAGACCCCGGCGAACCAGAAGAAUACUGUCGUGGCUUCCAAGUGUUUGACAAGGACAUGACCGGCUUUAUUGGCGUGGGCCAACUGAGAUACAUUCUGACAAAUCUGGGCGAGAAAAUGAGCGACGAAGAGGUGGACGAGCUGCUCAAGGCCGUCGAUACCAGCAGUGGGGAGAUCAAUUACAUGGAACUCGUCCGAACGAUCCUGGCCAACUAGCCACCUCUUCCCUUUACGAGCGUAUGGUUUUAUGGGCAUGGAAUCCAAUGCAUAGUUUUGGUUGGCGCAACGGUGGUCAGGACACCACCACCAUUGUCUUGUUCUUGGGCACGAUACCCGAGUGCAUUCUGGCAGAGCUUAUUGGUCUAGAGGGUAUCUCAGAUGCAAUUAAACACAUGAAUCCUGCACACCCAUUUAUUUUUGCUCCGCCCAUAAAGGAGCAUCUGGUUGCUUGCCCUCGACCAUAUCCUGUGUGCUGAGUAGUCCACCAGGCAGCAAAUACACUGGCC
Messenger RNA from Cladophialophora immunda, 1311 nucleotides. RefSeq lists its product as uncharacterized. Lineage: Eukaryota; Fungi; Ascomycota; Eurotiomycetes; Chaetothyriales; Herpotrichiellaceae. The record is from RefSeq and is a predicted model, not a curated record. Gene Ontology annotation, biological process: mitotic actomyosin contractile ring assembly. Gene Ontology annotation, cellular component: myosin II complex. The transcript is spliced from 3 exons. Gene Ontology annotation, molecular function: calcium ion binding. The coding region runs from base 602 to 1021 and encodes 139 amino acids.